This is a messenger RNA of Solea solea (common sole), 5162 nucleotides long. It is a transcript of the gene znf106b, whose product is annotated as zinc finger protein 106b. The coding region runs from base 228 to 4253 and encodes 1341 amino acids. Gene Ontology annotation, cellular component: membrane; cytosol. The transcript has 21 exons. Lineage: Eukaryota; Metazoa; Chordata; Actinopteri; Pleuronectiformes; Soleidae. The record is from RefSeq and is a predicted model, not a curated record. Gene Ontology annotation, molecular function: SH3 domain binding; RNA binding.
GUCAAACGCUUUACACGGACGUACAUUUGACGUAAAGCGCGUAACAAACAUGGCGUUUCUAUGAGUAGUAGUGUACUUGUCCUGUCGCCGUGAGAAAUCUGCCUCCUAGUAGUUACGAUUUGUUCACCUGUCACCCCUGAAUACUAGCUAUGACGAUGGUUCAGCUCUCACCAGGGAAUUGAAGCCCUGCAAAGGAAAAGUUCAAGAACUAUCUUACAAAAGGGAACAUGUUUUGUAUUCUGUGUCGCCAGGGGUAUUUAAGAUAUGAAUCCCAGGAGCAUAUGCACAGUCUGCAACAUCACCAAGAGCUGGAGACGGUGCUGGGCAUGAACCAGCUCCAUCAAUGCUUUGUGUGUAAGGUUUCUACCGUGAGUUUAUGUGAAUACGGCCAGCACAUCUCCACCGCUGAACACAUAGCCAACUUGAGGAAAGUGAAGUCGAAGCCUAUUUCUCUGUGUGAUACUUUGACCUACAGCACCAUCGGCUACCUCCGGGCAAGAAACAAAACUUUAGAGCGCAAGAAUGCAAAUUUGAGUUAUCUGAAGCGGAGGCUGGCAGAAAUACAAAAACGACAAAGAAAAUCUGCACAAGUGAACGCAUGGACUCAUGGACCGAUUCAGGAAACUCAUCAGACAGGAGGAAACUAUGCUGUUGUCCAAAACAAAGAGAAUAAAGUGGCCAGUCAGCAAAGUCCCCUUUACCAAACAGAAACACCUCGGCACAAUCAAAGUGGAAGAUUGGCUGCUUCUUCAGGAGAACAUGCUGGGAAAGCUUGGCAUCAGGGUUUUGUUGGAGAGCACGCCCCUCAGCCUCCUCACCAGAUGAGACAUGAUGGCAACAUUUCUGUCUGCAACCAGUUUUCAGUCAAUGGGCAGCACUCACAAACGGAGAGACAGUGCAACACACAAGGAAGUACCCCGGCUGACGCGCCAGAACAAAUGACAUGGUGUGUCUUCAGCCAAUAUGACCGUGAUUACAGACAGUAUAAUGGAGUCUUUGAUAAAGGCCAGAAUGAGUGUGCUGCAUCUUCUCAGCCAGAACUCGAGGCAUCACAUUCUUCUUCUAAUCCUGCUCCAGAGAACACAUCCACCAGUGCAGCUCCCGUAAAGCAUGUCAAUGUCCCCUCGAUGCUGAAGCAAAUCAGAAGAGCGCUGGGAGUGAGGGAGCCGUGCAGAGCAGAACGUGAAGCACGAAAGCAGAACGGUGAAGCGGCUGUUCGAGUGGCUGGUCAUAGCACCGCACAACAGACUGCAACACAGAAAGCGCAACAUUCAGGUGCUGGGGCUACAUCCGUGCAGUCUCCACAGGUCUACACCCCUGCACCUGCAGCCCAUGCUGGCGUCUCUGCUUCCAACAUUGCUUCUGCUAAUCCAAAGCAGACAGCUUUCAAUGUGGGACAAGAAACGACUCCGCAUAGUGAGACGACAUCAGUGGUUGCUGAUGGACUGUCAAACAACGGGGAGAGAGAAUCUCAGCGGGUUCUCGCCAGCUCCGUUUCCCGCAAGGUUCGAAUUGCCCACAAAUCAGGAAAAAGUCAGGAAGUGAAAAAGGCUGGACUUAAACCAACGCCGAACAAGUUGCUUACUUCGUCAGGUGCCAAGAAUAGACAGAGCCGGACGGGGGUUUUCAGUGAUGUAAAAAGAAAGAAGCAGGACAGAUUUAUUGGAAGGCCCAGGUUUGGAAUCAAGUUGGCCAAACGUUCAAAUGACCAAGCAGGCACAUCACAACCACAGGACACUGACUUGCCUCUGUCUGAAGGUUUCCAUUGGGACUCAAUCCCAUACACUCCUUCAGACAUACAAUUGAAUUCAGCUCCUCCAGCCCAGGACACGACCAAUACCAGCUCCCACAGGGAGACACAGUCUGAUCCUCAGAUGCAGGAACCUUGCACAGCGCAGCAGGGUGGUGGGAGCAGUCCCACAGUCACAGCAGUCUCUAUCAAAGUUGAACCACAGUGGGAACAUGAGAAUCAAGUUUUGGGAGACAAUGGCGGUGCCAAAAAGCGGCAACACAACAGCAAUAAUGACUCUUUUGACAAAGAUCCAGGUGUAAAAAUGAAAAGAGCAAACAAAGGCCAGGAUCAGAUGGACCAGCUGCUCUCUGUGUCUCUGCGAGAGGACGAGCUGAGCCACUCGCUGCAGGAUUUGGACAAAAAUCUUGUCCAGGCUCGCAGCGCCCUGCAAGCUGCUUACACGGAAGUCCAACAACUGCUGCUGUUGAGACAGCAGUUUACCUCUGAGGUCGACUGCCUGAGAACCAAGCGCAUUGAGAUCCUGCAGGGGAUGCAAGAAGGUUACUCCAGAGCAUCCCAUGUAUUGGAGAAAGCCAGCACCUCAUCACCAGGUGGUGGUGCUGCUGCUGCUGCUGCUGCUGCUGCUACUACUCCUUUGCAACCAAGACUCUCUCCUCAUCCUACCUCUAGUGCCUUCCUCAUGUCCUCUGGACAGAAAUCACCUGCCACAAUGACUUUGUCUACUAUAGCUGGACAGGCCAAUCACUUUGACUCCUCAAGAACUGCUGCUGCUGCUGCUGCACCUGAAGUGCCUUUAAAACACCCCGUGCCCUUAUUUCCUUCUGACCCACCGCGGCACGUCGCUGCUCCCACGCUUCCCGCUGCUGCCUUGACAUCGGUGAAUACUGAAUCAUCUGCCGGGCAGAAGGAGCAAGAGUCAAGGCAGGGGUUAAAGGACUGUGUAAAGACGGCUAGGGAUGCACAGGAAGCAGUGUGGACAGUUGAAAGUGAUUCUCAGGAAGAGGCGGAACGAAAUCAAACUAAAGGAAGACGGUCAGCGUCAGGGAAGACUAUUCCUGAAGGAGACCGAAACACGUCUGCUGCAGUGCCAGUGGACGGUGACGGUAAUGAGAGUGAUGACUCUGUCAAAAUGAUAGAGUCGGAUAAAGUGCUCAUAAACCUUGAAUCAGAAGAUGAGGACUCGCCCGACAUUGUCUCAGAUGUUCCUCUUCACAAAGAGUCUCGGCAGAGUCCAGCAAGUGUGGCGUUGAGUUCUGUGAGCACACAGACUUCUCAGCAACUCGUCGUUGACAGAAAAAAUCAGUUUAAUUUGCUGGUCAAAGUUGACAAAGCUCCCGUGGAGUCCGUCAAAGAUGAGGAGCCGUCGUUGGGAGUGUUCCCGAAUCACUCGGGGCCCGUACACGCCCUGCAAAUCCACGGAGGCAUGUUGUACACGUGUUCAGGAGACAACACGGCACGGGCCUACAGUCUGGCGACCAGGGAGUGUAAGGCGGUGUUUGACGGUCACACACACAAAGUCAACUGCCUGCUGGUGUCAUCGCUCCCGAACAUGUCUGCCCGCCUCUACACUGGGUCCAGUGACGAGACCGUGCGCUGUUACAGCAUAAAGUCAAAUAAGUGCCUGGAGAGGAUCUCCUUACAAGACCGAGUGUUGUGUCUGCACAUAGCCUGGAAUACUUUGUACGUCGGACUCGCCAACGGAUCGGUCGCCACCUAUGAUUCAAAGGAUCGUUGCUUCCCUCUCACAUUAUUCUCAUCACCUGGGUCUCGUCAGACUCUGAAACAGCUGGACGUGUUUGAAUGCCACGGCCCUCGGGGCGUGAGCUGCCUGGCCAACGCGCAGGAGGGAGCCCGCCGCGUGCUGCUGGUCGGCUCCUACGACAGCACCAUCAGCGUGCGCGACGCCAAGAACGGCCUGCUGCUGCGCUCGCUGGAGGGUCACACCAAAACUGUCCUGUGUAUGAAGGUGGUGAAUGACCUGGUCUUCAGCGGCUCCAGUGACACAUCCGUUCAUGCUCACAAUAUCCAUACGGGCGAGUUGAUUCGGAUCUACAAGGGUCACAAUCAUGCCGUCACGUCGAUCUCCAUCUUGGGGAAAGUGAUGGUCACAGCUUGUCUGGAUAAGCUGGUGCGAGUGUAUGAGCUACAGUCACACGACCGCCUGCAGGUGUACGGCGGUCACAGUGACAUGGUGAUGUGCAUGUCCAUCCAUAAGAGUGUGAUCUACACCGGCUGUUAUGAUGGCAGCAUUCAAGCAGUCAAGCUAAACGUGAUGAAAAACCACCGCUGCUGGUGGCAUAACUGCUCUCUAAUAUUCGGCAUGGCGGAGCAUCUAGUGCAGCAUCUUGUAGGAGAUCACACCAACCAGAAGCUGCAGACGGUCAAGUGUCGCUGGAGAAACUGCAACUCCUUCUUCUGCACUCAGCAGUCAGUUCAGCAGGAGCUGCCUGUCCACAUGCAGCACCACGUGCAGAAAGACAGUGAAUUCAGUCAUGACUGAGGGGACGCAGAGGACGCCGGGACUGUCAUCCAUUACAGUAUUUGAGCCUUUUUUUUGUCUUUCACUUUGUUAAAAAAAAAAAACCAAGGAUUUCCACUUGAAUGGACACGUGGGUCUCUUUGACCUUGUGAACACUGACAGUUAAUGGAGGACACACACCAAAGAAACGACAUGCGCGCUCAAGCAUUUCGUUUGACACCUUACUGUGCAUGAUAGAAUCUCUUUUUGUGAAACGACUUUUGCAAUAAUUUGCCAUUAAAAUGAAUCUUGUUUACAUGUAUAUGAACGAAGGUUGCGAUCUCAGCUUUAUGGGUGUGUUUCAACUUCCAUCGUCGCACUUUGUGCGUGAGCUAAACUAUCACAGGUCAUUGGUGCUGGUGGAGUUGGUGCUUUGAAUUUCAAGUCCCUUGCGGUCGAGUAUUUCAUUCUGACGUCUUCCACAGUGUCGGAAGGGAUCAUUUAGUCGGAAGUAGAACAGAGAAACGACGGCUUUACUGUUAAAAAUGUAUAAACAUGUCGUUUGUGUGUGUAAAUAUCACAAAAUCAUCAAGUCGGAUUUCUUUUUUUUUUGAUCAGUUCAUUAUUACAGAUUUGAUUUUUGAUUUUUUUUGUCCUACACCAACAAUAUUUUGUUAUGUUUCCUGACUCCACAGCUGACACACUGUUUCCUUCAUCUCUUCCACACAUUUAGUCUCUUGUCUAUCGUCACUCCUACACGUGAGAGAACUUUGAUCAUGAGAGGAUUAUUUACAAAACUGCUGCUAAACAUGCUCAAACACUCAUCUCUUUCCGGGCAACAAUAGAAAGUGAGAGUGAACACUGUCAACUUGUAUGAUGUAAUACUUUGUGGUUUCAUUUGUAAUUAAUACAUACUGUGUGUGUACGGCAAUAAACGGACAAAAAUAGUCA